UGUGAUUAAUUUGCUACAACACUACAUUAUGUCGCUGGCAGCAUGGAGAGCCCGUCGAGCAUCAAAGACUUUAAUACAGUAUGCGAACCUGCAUGUGCCAUGCAGCUCUCUGUUUCGUGCAGCGUGGGUUUUUUGUUCUCUUGUGAGCCGCAAAACGGGGAUUUGUAAAAGCAAAGUGACACCAAUUGAUGUACUACAUUUCAUCACGAUGAGAGCCAUAUCAACUGCAAAUAUUUCAUUUCUUCUCAGCUUUAUUUUCUCAGUUGUUCAACGGUCCGCUACAACGGGAGAAGCAGAAUUUUGCCCGGGUGUAGUAGAUAUGGUCUGCGGCGCCAAAACACUCGAAGAUGGCCACAUUGUUACCAUGGUACCCAAAUUGAUACAAAAUGACCUUUCCUGGAUGAAAGAUAUACCAGAACUGGCAAACGUGGAGCAAAGAUUUAUUUGUGAAAUUCCAGAUUGCGUAUCAAACCCUUGUCUCAAUGAAGGAACCUGCAAGGAAACUUUUAUUGGAUUUGAAUGCAUCUGUCCUGAAAACUUCUAUGGUGCCACAUGUUCAUGCCCAGUUCUUCACACGGUGAACGUUGGCACCACGAGACAAUAUACCUUUCCGGAUUAGCAGUCGUCCCUGGCAUGACUUCAUUUGACUUCGAGGUCAGCGCUAACAAUGACGCACAUAUUGGACUCUCCAGGAGCAACGAAGAAGACGUUGGAUAUAUGUACGAAAUAGCCAUCGGGGGAUGGGAUAACACCGGAGGCGCAAUCCGUCGACUUAGAGAGGUCUAUGAGUGGGAUGAAUUAUACCAGAACCAUCCUGCCACACUGGCCCUGACCGGCAAACCUUCGUACGAUCACUAUCGGAUCUCCUUUGCAGACGGCCACAUCAUAUUAUAUCGAUAUGGAAACGAUAUACCUCUAAUGGAGUACAUCGAUCCCGACCCUCAGCAGGUCAACUACGUAGGAAUAUGGACUGGAUUUGGGUCAGAUGGCUACUGGAAGUUUCCAUCACUUUGUGUGUGAAUAUAUAUACAACUCGCGACUUUUCGUCAUAAACAAUUACCAUAAUGUCCCGCAGUGGCGUACCUAGGAUUUUCCAAGGGGGGGGGGGGAAUUCGUCCGCCAAACAAUUUGACAAGCAAAAUAAAAAAAGGUCUUCAACCACAAGUAAACGACAUUUAUUUGUCACCAGAAAAAAAUUUGACAAGCAAAAAAAAUCAAGGACAUUUCGCACCAGAUUAAAAAUUGACAAGCAAAAAAAAGGGUCUUCAAGUUCAGAGAGAGGGGCCACUUGUAGCUCGUCAGGGAUCA
This is a messenger RNA of Lytechinus variegatus (green sea urchin), 1308 nucleotides long. RefSeq lists its product as uncharacterized. The transcript has 5 exons. Lineage: Eukaryota; Metazoa; Echinodermata; Echinoidea; Temnopleuroida; Toxopneustidae. The coding region runs from base 553 to 1020 and encodes 155 amino acids. The record is from RefSeq and is a predicted model, not a curated record.